Molecule: messenger RNA, 1149 nt
Organism: Microthlaspi erraticum
Lineage: Eukaryota; Viridiplantae; Streptophyta; Magnoliopsida; Brassicales; Brassicaceae
Source: the annotation of a GenBank genome assembly
AUGCACACAUCUGUUCCUGGGUUUUCUUCUUUUGUGGAUCUCUAUGUGACCGAUCCUUUCUUCGCUAAAGUCUAUGUUGAGGUUACAGCUGGUGCACGUGAUGAUUUUUUCCUCUCGGAUGGAUUUCUUUUUCGUGGUUUUCAAUUGUGCUUACCAGACUGCAGCUUGCGAUUACGUGUGAUUGAAGAACUCCACUCUGAAGGACAUGUGGGACGUGAUAGAACAUUGCAGCUAGUAUCGUCCUCUUAUUAUUGGCCAUCGUUACGGAGAGACGUAGAGCGAUUUGUGGAACGUUGUCGUCCGUGUCAGUUGGCGAAGGGUCAAGCUACCAACGCAGGCCUCUAUCUCCCAUUAGCUAUUCCUACACAACCGUGGACUGACGUAAGUAUGGAUUUUGUUCUUGGACUCCCGCGCACACAACGAGGUAAUGACUCCAUUUUUGUUGUUGUCGAUCGCUUUUCCAAGAUGGUGCAUUUUAUUCUUUGCAAAAGGACGACGGAUGCCUUUAAAGUAGCACAAUUGUUCUUUCAAGAGAUAUACCGCCUCCAUGGGUUGCCUACUUCUAUUGUCUCUGAUCGAGAUACUUGCUUUUUGAGUCACUUUUGGCGUUUCUUGUGGAAGAUGCUCAAUACGAAGCUUGAUAUGAGCACUGCAUAUCACCCACAAACCGAUGGCCAGACGGAGGUGACAAAUCGUUCUCUUGGAAACAUGUUACAAAGCCUUGUUGGUGAGAACAUUCGAGCUUGGGAAACUCGUUUAUGUCAAGCAGAAAUUGCUCAUAAUCAUGCUACCAAUAGAAGCUCCGGUUUUAGUCCUUUUCAGGUCGUCUACAACAUUGUGCCGCGAGGACCAUUGGACUUGACUACUAUGCCUGAUCCAUCUCGUCUUCAUGGUCAAGCUUCAGAUUUUGUAGAUGCUUUAAAGGCUACGCAUGAACAGGUGUCUACCAAUCUUUCUCAUUCGGCCGAGAAAUAUAAGUCCAGAGCUGAUUCUCGACGACGUGAAGUGAUAUUCGAACCAGGUGAUCUAGUUUGGGUGGUACUGACUAAGGAUUGCAUGCCUUUGCAUGAAUAUAACAAGCUCCGUUCACGUAAGAUUGGUCCUAUUCAAGUAGUGGAGCGCAUCAAUAAUAACGCGUACCGUCUUUAG